AUGAAGGACGACGAUGAUAAGGGGUACACCUGGGAGGCCGCGUAUGCUGAAGGCUUGAACAUCCGCGGCGUGCUCGAAGAGGACGAGCGCGGCUCUAUCGAAAAGAGUAUACAACGCGUCAUCGAGGAGGCCAAGCGGAAAGCCCGUGACGUCGACCGGCCGUCAAAAUGUCGACUGGGAAUUAUGCGCUACCUCUUCAUCGUCAUCGACAGCUCGCGCUUUAUGCAGGACAAAUCGAUGGUGCCCAGCCGGCUGAACGUGACGAUACGGACAAUCACCCGCUUCCUCAACAAAUUCUUCGAGCAAAACCCGAUGGCCCAGGUCGGCAUCAUAAUGUGCAAAGACCGAAAAGCCGAACGGCUGGUGCCGUUGACAGGAAACAUUCGCCAAAUAUGCGACACUCUCGGCACCAUCAACGAGCUGCAGUGCGUCGGGGAUUUCUCCCUUCAGAACGCCCUGCGAUUGGCCUAUUCGAAUCUGAAGGAUCUUCCGGCUCAUUUUUCUCGUGAGGUGCUCGUGGUGAUGUCGGCGCUCACCUCAGUCGAUCCGGGAAAUAUUUUUGCGACUGUUGAGAACCUGAAAACGGCCUCGAUUCGGUGCUCGGUGAUCGGGCUUUCGGCUGAGAUAUUCGUCUGCGCCCAGGUGGCAAAGUUGACAAAAGGCCGAUACGCCGUCGUCCUCGAUGCCAGCCAUUUGGAGCUGGAAAUGGGGGCUCACGCUACUCCUCCACCCACCGGAAAACAACAAGAGUCGAAUGCCGUGGCCGUCGGCUUUCCGUCGCACGAGACCAUCAAGAAAACAUCAUUUUGUUUGUGUCACCCCGGUGCGGCGCCGCUGUCCGCCCGCGGCUACCUGUGCCCAAGAUGCGGUGGACGGUACUGCUCGCUGCCCGUCGAGUGUCGCGUGUGCCGUCUGACUCUCGUGGCGGCACCGCAACUUGCUCGCGCCUUCCGCCACCUCCUCCCGCUGCCCGCCUUCAAGCGGAUAGAUGCCCCUCAAGACGGCUCCUGUUUCGCCUGCCAACACAGCUUCCGAAAAUCGCCGUCGGCCUACGAGUGCAAGCAGUGCGCGCAGACGUUCUGCUUCGAGUGCGACACGAUGCUGCACGAGUCGCUGUACGCGUGCCCCGGCUGCGAUUCCGUCACUUCU
Messenger RNA from Mesorhabditis spiculigera, 1149 nucleotides. The record is from the annotation of a GenBank genome assembly. Lineage: Eukaryota; Metazoa; Nematoda; Chromadorea; Rhabditida; Rhabditidae.